ACUCAGGCUCAAGCACAUGCAGACAGAGGGAGAGGGGAGGAUCGAGGUGCACACAUGUGAAGAUCUCCUGAACUGCCGGGGCAAGGCAGGACUUGUGAAGAGAGAAGAAGAAGAGGAGGAAUAGAGGAAUACUGCAGUGGCCAGCCAGCUUCUCUCUCUCUCUCUCUGCUUCACUGCUUUCAUCCCCCUGUCUUCUUCAUCCCCAUCUCUCCCCCUUUGCCAAUUAUACCAUGAACCUGCCUGCUGCUUGUUGCUAAGGGGGAGCCAUCCGGGGGAGCAGAGUGGACGAGGCAUUAUUUUGUUUCUAAGCACUGAGUGAAAAUGGCGGAGGGGUCCAGAGACCAGGGAGUGGGCACCACUGAUUCAGAGGAGGACUCCCCCAAUAUGAUCGUCUACAGAAAGAUUGAAGACAUUGUUACAAGAAUACAAGAUGAGAAAGCCGGAGGUGUAGCCAUCCGGACUGUCAAAAGCUUCCUCUCCAAGAUCCCCAGUGUGGUGUCAGGGGCUGACAUUGUUCAGUGGCUGGUGAAAAACCUCUCCAUUGAGGAUCCAGCCGAAGCCAUCCACCUUGGGAGUCUCAUCGCUGCCCAUGGCUACAUCUUCCCCAUCUCCGACCAUGUCCUGACACUUAAAGAUGAUGGAACCCUUUAUCGCUUUCAGUCUCCAUACUUCUGGCCUUCAAACUGUUGGGAGCCUGAGAACACAGACUAUGCCAUUUACCUGUGCAAGCGCACCAUGCAGAAUAAGGCCAGGCUUGAGCUAGCUGACUAUGAGGCUGAAAACCUCGCCCGGCUGCAGAGGGCAUUCGCCCGGAAGUGGGAAUUUAUCUUCAUGCAAGCUGAGGCUCAAGUCAAGAUUGACAGGAAGAAGGACAAGGCAGAUAGAAAGAUCCUGGACAGCCAGGAGAGGGCCUUCUGGGACGUCCAUCGACCAGUGCCAGGCUGUGUCAACACCACAGAGAUGGACAUCCGCAAGUGCCGGAGAGAGAGGAACCCACACAGGGUAAAAAAGUCGGUCUACGGGGUUCCAGAUGAUGGCCAGAGCCAGCCGAGUCCCGUCCACAUCAGCUCCCAGCCGACCAGGAAGACCACCAGGGAGGACGUUCAGAAGGAGAUUACCUUCUUGAACAUCCAGCUGGACAGACACUGCAUGAAGGUUUCCAAAGUGGCGGACAGUCUGAUGAGCUACACGGAGCAGUUCAUAGAAUAUGACCCCUUUGUGUCGGCCACAGAGCCUUCCAACCCCUGGAUCAGUGAUGACGCUUCCUUCUGGGACUUUGAGGCAAGUCGUGACCCCAGCCAGCAGCGUGUGAAGAAAUGGGGCUUCUCUCUGGAGGAGGCUUUGAAAGAUCCGGUGGGACGAGACCAGUUCCUGAAGUUCCUCGAGUCCGAGUUCAGCUCAGAGAACCUGAGGUUCUGGUUAGCGGUGCAGGAUCUGAAGCGGCGGCCGCUCCAGGAAGUGUCCUCCAGGGCGCAGGAGAUCUGGCAGGAGUUUCUGGCCGAGGGCGCACCAAGCUCCAUCAACCUGGACUCUCACAGCUUCGAGCGCACCAGCCAGAACCUCAAAGACCCCGGCAGAUACAGCUACGAGGACGCUCAGGAGCACAUAUUCAAGCUAAUGAAAAGUGACAGCUAUGCACGCUUUUUGCGAUCCAACAUCUACCAAGACCUCCUGUUAGCCAGAAAGAAGCAGCCAGCAGACACUGAACAGGGCCGCCGCACCUCCUUGGAGAAGUUCACCCGCAGUGUGGGCAAGUCAUUGACGGGAAAGCGCCUGACAGGCCUGAUGCAGUCAUCCUGACACAGCCUGAGCUGGAGAGGCACAGCCACACCCUGUUGGAGGGGUGAGCGCCACCCAGGAGCGGCGGCGGGGGCCCGGACAGCGGAGCCGGGCUGGACAGGGCUGCUGUGGAUGCUCUCACACACUGCUCCCAGUACUGCUGCCAUACUGGUAGCGUAGCACUGUGCCCGCCAGGGGGAACGCCCCAAACAGAAGCACUGAGGGAAAGACAUUGCUGACAAGGGGAACUUUAGCCAACACACCACAUGGCAUGCAGCAUACAGAAUAAGCACAUUCAGACAAGGGCCGCCCUCUUUUGAUCACUUACUCAGCAAACUAGUUGUUAGGCUCUUUGUUAACGUUUAUAUCGUUUUCGUUUUAUAUACAUGUUUAUUGGAUGUUAAAAGCACAUCUGUGGUGUUGCACCAAUAUUCUAUUGACAGAAACUACAUUUAAAAGCUAUUUGCCACAGCAUUUGAAUUGCAAUGAGUUGACUAGUUUUCCUAAACAGCUGGGGCCAAGGAGGUCAAAGAGGCACAUCGACACAGCUACAAAUCGACAGUAUUUUGCAAAUGUCUCUGUACUCAAAAGGCACACAGCAAUAAAUGAAGUGCACCUUUUUCUUUUUUGGGAAAUAUAUCCUUUUUAUAUCCUUAAAAGUUAUAUUAUAUCUGUUCAUUAUAAAGCAUAUGACAUGUCAUUUAAAUUGUGUCUUGGCAGUAAUCAGGAAUACAACAUUGUUUUAUUUAACAACAUCUACAAUGGAGACGUUUGAAGAUACAACUUUUCAUGCUUCAUUACAUUCCAAAAUCUGGCAUAAGGGCUUAAUGUAGCAUUAACACUGCACCGCUGCAUGGUUCAUUUAAAUGUCUUUGUUGAGGAUGUGUUGUUUGUACAACAGUGCUUUGUAAUGAGACUUAUAUGAAAGAUUAAUUUAAUCCAGUUGUCAAAUUGUUUUUACUGAACAUUCACUCUUUAAAUUCCAAAAAUUUCAGGCUGCAUGAGUCCAACAGUCUGUGUGAAUAACUGAGACACAAACAUGACCCGCAUGGUUGUGUGAAUCACAGUGAUUUGAGCUCUUACUUUAGUCACAGUUCUAGCUGCACAGUCACAUGUGAAAUAGCAUCCACAUGCUUUUUGGGCUUCCAGUGUGGAUUUUAAAGUUUCCAGUGCCAUGGGUCCAUCUAGUGGUGGUUAAACUACCGGACACCGUAUUAAACCGUUUUUAUAUUGACGGAAUUCAAGAUGUCAAACCUAGUUGUUCACCAAUCAUGGAUAUAUUACAAGGCCUGCAGCCCGAUAUGGGAUCAUUUAUGUUUUGUAGCUUUUUUUACUGCAUGAAUAUCUCAUCUUUUGUUUUGUCAAAACAAUGAAACCUGCCCACUUCAGUUUGGCAAAAUGUCUGCUGUGACUCUACAUCUAAUAAUUGUCAUGUGUUGUAAUGACUAUGGGGGAAAUGGUGCAUGCUAUUGGACCAUAAUGGAGAUAGGGGAAGAUGGUUUGACUCUCCAAAGACAGCACACAGAAAAGGAAUUGCCCUGAACUGGAGCAACACCCCUCAGCGGGCGGACAUGAAAGCCGCGCACUGACCUUUAGGUUAAGGCCUCUGUGCACCACUGUGGCUGCAAACGUCUUACACAGACAGAAAGCACUUUGUAUGAGGAGAUGUUGUCCUCACUGCUCCCCAUGAGGCCAGCGGCUGCUGCAGUGGCAGACUGCACUGCUAGAUGAGUGUAUCACCUAUUAUUUUAUAUUCCACCCGUUGCAAUGAACUUUACAUGUCAUAUUAGUAACUAUGUACCAACUGUUAUUCUCAGCACAAACACAAUGACUAUGAACAGAGUGCAUUGUAGAUGUAAAUUGGCAAAAUGUCCUUAUCCAAAAGCACACUUUAUUAUAAUAUGGGCACAUUACUAUGCAUGUAACAUAUUCAGGGUAUUUUGUGCUUUUAGUUUCUCAAUCAGCAAGAUGACUAAUGGCACUCCAAAACACUCAAGCACCUGCUAUCUAUUCAUGGGUACCAAAUAAUAAAAAUCUCUGGACCUCCUCUGUGCCACUGUUGGUGUUUGCUUCUCUGCGUCAUGAAACAAAAGAAGCUCAUUGUGUUUCCUCUGUUUCAGCUUACAGAAGAUCUGAUACAUGUUUCAGUUGUGUUUUCUCUAUUUGCUGCAUUUUG
Molecule: messenger RNA, 3955 nt
Organism: Cyclopterus lumpus (lumpfish)
Lineage: Eukaryota; Metazoa; Chordata; Actinopteri; Perciformes; Cyclopteridae
Product: regulator of G-protein signaling 6-like
Exons: 17
Coding region: 322-1800 (492 amino acids)
Biological process (GO): regulation of G protein-coupled receptor signaling pathway; intracellular signal transduction; G protein-coupled receptor signaling pathway
Source: RefSeq, a predicted model, not a curated record